This is a messenger RNA of Medioppia subpectinata, 2241 nucleotides long. Lineage: Eukaryota; Metazoa; Arthropoda; Arachnida; Sarcoptiformes; Oppiidae. The record is from the annotation of a GenBank genome assembly.
GUUAUUUUAAUUAUAUUUAAUAUUUAUAUAGUAUUUGUUUUAAUUUUAUUUACAUAUAAUUUGUGCGAAUAAUUGAUAUGAGAUUUUGAAUACAAAAAUAGUAUUAAAUUUAGAAAUUAAUCGAAAAAUUUAAAUUUUGAUAACAAACUAAUGGAUUGUAUUCGCGAUGAAUGGUAUGAAGGGAUGACUGAUGUGUGCCCACAACGCCUCGCCUCCCAGUGAUGUCCAUCCAAGACAUCUCACAAUUGGAUCGACAGUAAAAUGGCUUCAAUUGGAUGCGAAUCAGUCCAUAAUAACGAGAUUAAGACACAGUUUGUCACUCGAGAGGGAUAUUACAAACUCAUGACUUCAGCCGAGUAUUCGCGACCCAACCGUUUGGGUUAUACCACACAAACCAACACUACGGCUGUCAAAGUGUCGUUCAUCACCACAAUCAACACCAACCACAACAACACCACCACCACUGACCCCAACCCUACCAACCAAUCGGUCCAAUCGACCAACACUUCGCCCAACACUUCCACAACUGAUCGCAUUUGCUUUAAUGUCGGCCGAGAACUAUAUGUCUACACCUAUAAAGGCGUUAAAAAAGCCGCCGAUUUGUCAAAACCAGUGGACAAAAGGGUAUAUAAGGGAACGUAUCCGACGUGUCAUGAUUUCAACGCAUCCAACAUUACCACCGAUUGUGUGUAUUUAUUGGUUGGUUUCAGUGCCGGACAAAUACAACUCAUUGAUCCGAUUAAGAAAGAAAUCUCCAAACUAUAUAAUGAAGAAAGAUUAAUCGACAAAUCAAAGGUUACUUGUCUUAAAUGGUUACCAAAUUCGGCCAACUUUUUCAUCGUUUCGCACAGCAGUGGACAGAUGUAUGUGUAUAAGGAAGACCUGCCGUGCGGUACAACACCUCCACAUUACCAGCUCUUCAAACAGGGCGACGGCUUCUCUGUGUUCACCUGUAAAACAAAGAGCACUAGAAAUCCGAUAUUCCGGUGGAUUAUAGGCGAGGGAUCUCUCAAUGAGUUUGCAUUCAGUCCGUGUAGUAAAUACUUAGCGACCGUAAGUCAGGACGGAUUCCUUCGGGUGUUUAACUACGACACUAUGGAACUGAUCGGUCGGAUGAGGAGUUAUUUCGGGGGACUGUUGUGUGUUUGUUGGAGUCCUGACAACAAGUUUGUGGUGACGGGCGGUGAAGACGACUUAGUGACCGUCUGGUCCUUCGGCGAGAAGCGAGUGGUGGCCAGAGGUCAGGGCCACAAGUCGUGGGUCAGUGUCGUCACGUUUGAUCCCUUCACCACCAGUUAUAGCGAGAACUUUGAUUUAAGCGGUAGUGAAGAGGACGUGACUCAACAGCCGAGCGGUGCCCUCAACGCCAACACUGAGUCCAACCCCACCACCAACUCAUACAAUGCCAUAAACACAGGUGUGAACAGCAGGUCUGCGAGCACUUCCAGGUCGACCUCUGGCAGCUUAAAUCGAUUGAAUACUCGAUCGACUCAUUCCCAGAACAUCACGUCCUAUAGGUUGGGAAGUGUAGGACAGGACACACACAUCUGUUUGUGGGACUUAAGUGAUGAUGUGCUCAAACAGCCGGUCGGUCGCUCGCGAACUAGUAUUUUGUUGCACUCGCCGUCAACACCCCUGUCCUCGAUGUCCGGCGCCAACGCAUACCUCUCUCCUAAAGGCAAUAAUAACGUCCAAACGGCUAACUCUGUGCCCAAAGAAAACAAUGUGAGCGACGCUAACAUACUCUCUGUUAAUCAUGUCAUCAAAACCACAUCCAGUGAUAAGAAAGAACACAAACGAAACUUCAGUUUAGGUUCACGUAAUAGUGAGAAGAAUAGUAUCAACAAAACGAGUCACACGAGUAAACUCAUUGAUGACCCGAACCGGCUGUUGGGGACAGCGAUCUGCCCCCGACUCGAUGAGGUGCCACUCCUGGAACCACUCAUUUGCAAAAAGAUAGCUCAUGAAAGGCUCACAUCUCUCGUCUUCAGGGAUGACUGCUUUGUCACCGCCUGUCAGGAGGGCUAUGUCUGCACGUGGGCUCGACCGGGCAAAUGGGGUAAUAUGCAAUUGAUAUCGAGUCCGAGUCCCAGCAUUGGUGCCGAAGUGAACGAAAUGCUAGACGACGGGAGCAGUACUGUUGUCUAACUCAGAGUCAACUAAUAAUUAUUAGUCAAUGCAUUCUAUAAUUCCAAAUAAUUUAUGAAUUUUUAAUAAAUUUUAUGUUAAUUUCGUGAAUAA